AUGUCUAUUAAUAUCUGUAGAGACAACCAUGAUCCAUUCUACCGUUACAAAAUGCCUCCCAUCCAGGCCAAGGUGGAAGGUAGAGGUAACGGUAUCAAGACCGCAGUCUUGAACGUUGCUGACAUCUCCCACGCGUUGAACAGACCCGCUGCAUACAUAGUAAAGUACUUCGGUUUCGAAUUAGGUGCUCAAACUUCCAUUUCCGUUGACAAAGAUCGUUAUCUCGUUAAUGGUGUUCACGAACCUGCCAAGUUGCAAGACGUGUUGGACGGGUUCAUCAACAAGUUCGUUCUUUGUGGAAGUUGUAAAAAUCCAGAAACAGAGAUCGUCAUUACCAAGGAUAAUGAUCUGGUCAGGGACUGCAAGGCCUGUGGUAAGAGAACUCCAAUGGACUUGAGACAUAAACUAUCAUCUUUCAUUUUGAAAAAUCCUCCUGAUUCAGUUUCUGGUUCCAAGAAAAAGAAGAAGGCUGCAACAGCUUCCGCUAAUGUCCGUGGUGGUGGGUUGUCCAUUAGUGAUAUUGCUCAAGGUAAAUCUCAAAACGCUCCUUCGGAUGGUACUGGUUCAUCCACUCCACAACAUCAUGACGAGGAUGAAGAUGAAUUGUCACGUCAAAUCAAGGCUGCUGCCUCCACUUUAGAAAACAUCGAAGUCAAAGAUGACGAAUGGGCCGUUGAUAUGUCUGAAGAGGCCAUUAGAGCUCGUGCCAAGGAAUUAGAAGCUAACUCUGAGCUUAACCAAUUAGAUGAAUACGGUGAAUGGAUCUUAGAACAAGCUGGCGAAGAUAAGGAAAAUCUACCAUCUGAUGUGGAACUUUACAAGAAGGCCGCAGAACUAGAUAUUCUAAAUGAUCCAAAAAUCGGUUGUGUCCUUGCCCAAUGUCUAUUCGAUGGAGAUAUCGUAAACGAAGUCGCCGAACACAAUGCAUUUUUCACUAAAGUUUUGGUUUCUCCAGAAUACGAAAAGAACUUCCUGGGUGGUAUUGAAAGAUUCUUAGGUCUAGAACACAAAGAAUUGAUUCCAUCAUUACCUAAGAUUUUGGUUCAACUAUACAACAAUGAUAUCAUUUCAGAAGAAGAAAUCACGAAAUUCGGUACCAAGUCAUCUAAGAAAUUUGUACCUAAGGAAGUAUCUAGGAAAGUUCGUAAGGCUGCUAAACCAUUCAUUACAUGGUUAGAAACUGCCGAAAGUGACGAUGAUGACGACGAAGAAGGCGACGAAUAG
Messenger RNA from Saccharomyces kudriavzevii IFO 1802, 1224 nucleotides. RefSeq names its product translation initiation factor eIF5 (gene TIF5). Lineage: Eukaryota; Fungi; Ascomycota; Saccharomycetes; Saccharomycetales; Saccharomycetaceae. The transcript has a single exon. Gene Ontology annotation, cellular component: cytosol. Bases 1 to 1224 code for a protein of 407 amino acids. Gene Ontology annotation, molecular function: GDP-dissociation inhibitor activity; eukaryotic initiation factor eIF2 binding; translation initiation factor activity. Gene Ontology annotation, biological process: formation of translation preinitiation complex; formation of cytoplasmic translation initiation complex; translational initiation. The record is from RefSeq and is a predicted model, not a curated record.